Arabidopsis arenosa is the source of this 923-nucleotide messenger RNA. Lineage: Eukaryota; Viridiplantae; Streptophyta; Magnoliopsida; Brassicales; Brassicaceae. The record is from the annotation of a GenBank genome assembly.
ACCGUACCGGAUACAAACCGGUACCAAUACAUAGACACUUGCUUCUUUGGAUACGACCGUCUCGAAAAUCUAUACAAAGUAAUGGUCCUACCAAAAUUCCAUAUGGAGGAGGAUCCUUGUCAAGUUUUCACAGUGGGAGAUCCUAUGGAGAAGUCUUGGAGAGACAUCCAAGGCAUUGGACUUCACUUUCCGUUGAAACCUUCGGUUUGCAUCGACGGGGUUAUCUAUUAUCGAGCAAGUAAUAAAUAUCGCGGUUCGACAUAUUUCUUGGUGAGUUUUGAUGUAAGGUCCGAGAAAUUUAAUUAUGUCAAGACUCCGGAAAUAAUGGAUCACCAUUGCACUAUGAUAAACUAUCAAGGCAAGUUAGGAUUCAUGUGUUGCAAGAAGGGUGUAGAAAUUUGGGUUAUGGAGGAUGCUGACAAGAAACAAGACUGGUCCAAGAUUAUCUUUUAUGAGAUGGAGGGUUUUGAAAACUGGCCUAUCUCGGGAGUCACGCAUGGUGGUGAGAUCGUUUUUGUCAAUGCGAUGUUAAAAUGUUACGAGACAUUAUAUGUUUUCUAUUAUGAUCCAAAGCGAAACAGUAUGAGAUGCGUUGAGGUGGAAGGUACAAUGGUGGAGGAUAUAGAGCGUGAACGUAAACAUCUUCUUCUUAUAUGGGCUGUUUCGAAUCUUGUCGAGAAUACAAUGCGCCUGUAGCUUCUUCUCAUACAAAUUAAUUAAGCUGAUCCUUCUUUAUUUAAUUAUGGUUAACUUAUGUUGAACGAAACAUAGGUUAGGUUAGUUAUAUUAAGAUGAAGUUGCUAGGCUGUGUAUCAAUACGUCUGCGGAUUGACCUUUUGUAGUCUUUCACAGUAUCCUUGCGUUGCCUAUAUACGUGAACUGUAAAAAGAUGAUUCAUGUUUCGAUAAAUAUGAUUUUAUUCA